AUGACCGAUUAUGCGCCACGAAGCAGUCAGGAUUACAACACCUUCUUUCACAAUCAGCAACUCGCCAUGUCGCAUUAUUCCAAUAGCAACGGUCUCAACUACCUCUACAGCAAUGGUCAAGUUCAGUAUCAGACCGUCAACCCGCAAUAUCCAGCAUACUCAACGGCUUUCACACCUGCGCACAACGGUCACUCCAGUUCCAUGUAUAUACCCAACGUCACAAUACUACCCCUUCAGUACCCCAUAACGAGCACCCGAGUCCCUACCUUACCAUCCCAAUCGCGUGCUCUCGCAUCGUCCUCCUUCUACACGGCAUCUCCUUCCAAUCAUCGAACAUCCCUUCAUCAGCGCAUCAUGUCUCCUCGGGACUACGGCCAUGUGGAUGGCACCGAAUGUCAAGAUUCUCCAAACGAGGACACAAUGCUCUCCGAGCCCGUCAUACCUCCCUUAGAGGGCUACCCGAAUGUUAACGAUUUCGAUGAAUUGGUUAAGCGCUAUGUCCAAGACCUGUCUCCAAAGAAACAGGACAAAGCGUUGAUCAACGCUCGGAGAGCUACCAACAUCCGGCACGUACUGAUUGACAAGAAGACCACCUCGAUCGAAUCAGCGCAAUUCAGAUUCUGGGUAAAGAAAAUGUUUACGCUUCAGUCAGCGGAUGGCAAACCUCCCGAGCACCGUAAAAUCUGUCACGAGGGAAAGCCAGUAGCAGUACGGGAGAAGCUGUUCAAAAUACUUACAAAGGCACACAAGCAAUGUCAGCAUGGAGGACGUGAUAAGACCUCGGCGCAGGUUCGACGUGUAUAUUCCUGGGUGCCGAAGGAACUGAUCUCCAGGUUCGUCAAGCUGUGUCCAACUUGCCAGGUCCGGAGAGGUACCGCACGCAACUCACCUCCAGAGUUGGAGAGGAGCCCAGAAACCCGGGUGAAUUCACAUUCACCAGAGGACGGCGGCGUAUCUGAGUCCAGGAAAAGCUCGACAUCGACUAGAUCGACGGCAGUCAACAACGUAACUCUGCCAUUACUGUCUGCAGGGUUCCCCAGCAGUGCGGCUUUCCAGCAACAGAAUCGCUGGAUGACUCCGCUGUCGCCUCAACAAGACACACUGGAAAUCAACCCGGUGGGAAGCAAUAAUAUCAAACACGAGGUGUAUAACACAAUCCCGCCUAUGCCCAUCACUUGUGCCGACAAUGCACCAGCUGGAAUGUCAUUCUCGUCUGUCAAUACUAGCUUUUCCGGUCCUGCAGCGCCCUCAGAUAUCUUCUGGACAUUCACCGACAGCGCCUGGAACACGAUUUUCAAAAUCAUCUUCCUCUCCUCUUCAGCCUACACCCUCUGGGUGAUGCUGAACGACUACAAGCCCACGCACGACCCGAAUCUGGACACGUUCCGCGUGUCCUACCUCACGGGCGGCUCCGCCAUCCUCGCCAUCCUGUUCCCUUACAAAUGGACCAUUUCUGAAAUGCUCUGGGCCUUUUCGCUGUGGCUGGAAAGCGUCGCCAUCCUGCCGCAACUGUUCAUGCUGCAACGAACGGGGGAAGCCGAGACCAUCACAACCCACUACCUGUUUGCCCUGGGUAUCUACAGAGCCUUGUACAUCCCCAACUGGAUCUACCGCUACUUCGCAGAGGGCCAUUUCGAUCCCAUCCCCGUCAUUGCCGGCAUCAUCCAGACCGUUUUGUACUCGGACUUUUUCUGGGUCUACUACACAAAGUCAGUUUUAAUUGUUUUCCCCUUCUUGUCGUCCCCGCUGUAUAUGCCCACUUAG
This is a messenger RNA of Exophiala spinifera, 1764 nucleotides long. RefSeq lists its product as uncharacterized. The transcript has 6 exons. Gene Ontology annotation, cellular component: endoplasmic reticulum; membrane; cis-Golgi network. NCBI's taxonomy places the organism in Eukaryota, Fungi, Ascomycota, Eurotiomycetes, Chaetothyriales, Herpotrichiellaceae. Gene Ontology annotation, biological process: endoplasmic reticulum to Golgi vesicle-mediated transport; protein retention in ER lumen. The record is from RefSeq and is a predicted model, not a curated record. Gene Ontology annotation, molecular function: ER lumen protein retrieval receptor activity. Bases 1 to 1764 code for a protein of 587 amino acids.